GUGGAACUUAUUCUCAUCGCGUAAUAACCCAUCUGUAUAGCUCGUCAUAUUUAGAGAGCUUGGUAAUUGUUGUAGAGUUGAUUGGCGAUUGGCUGAGCUAUACUUUAUUUGGAACAAGGUUAAUCAGUCAGUUAUUAAAGUUGUCAGAGUACAAUUAGAGAAGGUUCCUUGUGAAAACCUAAGGGAACGCUUUACACUGUAUUUGCGCCUACUAUUUUAGCAUGGACUGUCAUUUCAAAUAACCUCUCUAAUAUUUCGUGAAAAAGUGUAAACCCUGUAUGUAUAAAACAGAGGCGCUAUAUAGUUUCGAGGACGUAUUACAUAUUCUACUCUCUCGCACGUUAAAGCUAUAUGAAGAGCGUUCAUAUUGAAUGCAUCAAAAGCUCUUUUUGUCUAAAGAAAUUCUAGCUUGAGAGGACGUUGGAGAUUAACUAUCAAAUGUCAAUAGUUUAUCAAAAAAUAAUGUGUCGCAAAAAUGCAUCGCGGAAGAAUGCGAAAAAAUUCUAGCGCCUUUCUCGAAGACUGCGUGGAAGAUGAUGAACUUCGAGGGAUCUCUUCCAUAUUUUGGUCAAUCACAAAACUAAUUUCAUUUCACAUUAAAUUAAACUGAUAACAUUUUCUUGAAACUAUGAAAGAUACAGGUCAAAAAGCGUCUUUCUUUCUGAGUAAUCAUCUACUUAGCUGAAAGCUCGUAAAAUCAGCGGAUUGAGAAAACGAGAGUCGCGCAGUCAAGUUUCCUUAUUUUUUCCAGCAUUGCUGGAUAACAACCAUUUCCGAGAGAUUGAGUGUACUUUUCCAGGAAAGAUAUAGUGACUCUGUGACUAACUUAUUAUUUCUGAGGGCAGUAACUGUCUGAUGAUAAGCUUCGAUAUCUUCGCCAGCCGCUAGCAUGAUAAAAUAUUCUAGAACUUUAGGGUAGUUUUGGCUUAAGACCUCCCUCCUCCCCCCUGGUUAGAAAUGCAGCUUUUCAUCAAAAAUAUCGAUUUUGAGAAAAGCACAUGGUUGGAUAGCCCAAAGUGUCUGCUUUCUAGUGACAUAAUUAUUAUAUCGAUAUGAUAGGUUUUUCAUGGUUUCUGAGCGAGUUUUCAAGAACUCAUAUAACAAAAAAAGUGACAUUUUUAUACUCAGAGAGUACAAAGACUUACAUAUGUGCACGCAUGUGGCGCACAUGUUCGUUAGAUCCGCCAUGACCGAUAACCAGAAAUCUUUGCUCUAUUCGACUAAACCACUGGUAAAAAGCUCACCUAUAGAAAGUAUCAACAAAUUAUUUUAGGCUCAAAUAGUUUUCAAGUUAAACGCAUUUAACAGAAUCAAAACUUAUUCUGCGUUUUUCUCAAGACUGUCUUUUAGCUUUAGGACUUUCGCCACGCACAGGAUUUCUCCGUAACGAUACAAUGGAGAAAGAUAAUUUUUUUCGUUUUGCAGACAACACCUGUUGCUAGGAUUUGACAUAGUCCGAUUUUCAAAUUAUACUUCCAUUUUUUAUAGAAAUCAGGAUUUCUCGGACCUUGAAGUUCUAUUAAGCACCAGAAAUCAGUAACUCAGAAAUUCAAACAUCGGGUUCUGUCAACUCUUAGCCGUAGAUAUUUACUUCAAAACAAAAACAGUCCGAGCUCUCUAUCAUUUACCUAAAAUGAGAAGCCCUAAAAUAAUUUUCACCAUCACGAGAAUUCAGGUUUAAAUUAUUUUCCGUUUUCUCGCCAUUUUCUACACCUUCUAAUUCUGUUGCCCUAAUUUGAAUCAAUCAGACUCUACGAGAUUUGCCUACAUUUUUUAUUUCCUCAGGAAAUAUUUUUAAUAAGGUCGACCACUAUUGAGUUUCCUCAUCUAAACAUUGUUAAAAGAGAUCGAGAUUGACUUAAAAUCAAAAAAUUACUUCUGCAUUGAUUAGCAUAGAAAGUGUUGCACUUGUGCCUCAGUGCUAAUGAGGGGACAAAAGGUGCCGCAACGAGUACCAGUCGUCGCAAUUUGCGACAUAUAUGACAAAUUAUUUUUAGUGUGUAUAUCCCGGUUUGUUUGUCUAAACUAGCGAUUUUUUCUGUUAAGGACAAGAAAUGUUUUGUUUGCAGAUCUUCUUUUCUAUCAGUCGGCAUUAUCCAGUUGAAUAGACCAUUUUGAAGCAAAAAAUAAGAACCGUGAUGGGACAGACUGACUAGAUAAACUGUGGAGAAACUCCUGUAUCUCAUUAGAUAGUAAUAUUUUUUAAUUAGCGCAUUUUGCUUCAAUAAAACUUUGUAAUUAAUAACCUCAUAGAAUUCAAAAUGAUAUUUUUUUAAAGAGGGCGUUCAUUUUGGCAUAUCCAAUGUACCAAUAUUUCUGUUAUCCAAUAAUCGAUAUGCAUUCGUUGGACCUCUAAUAGAACUGUCUUGUUUAACAUGUAAUUUUGCCUUUGUCCCUGGUUUUAUAUUUGAAUUGAAAAUAACCGACGGUCAUCUCGAUAAAGUAAUAUUAGCUAUCACAGGGACAGUGGACAUAAAUAUAAUUUUAAACGCAAGUGCAAGUAGUGCAUAUGGUUACGAGCAUAGUUACGCACCCCCUGGUUUUCCAAGUACGACAGCAUCAAUCACAUUUGUGAUUGUAAUUAUUCCAGUUAAUAUACAAAUUAAUUUGGGUUUAUCAAUAACGUUUGGUAUGACUUUUAAUCAAGGCGGUUCUAUAACAACUGGUAUUAGUUAUUCAAAAACAGCUUCAAUUGGUGUCCAAUAUGCAGAUAGUAAAAUAGGCGGUUUAGGGUCUAAUGUAAAGAACGUCCUACAGAGUUUUUUACUCCUUGCCCCCCGCCUAGACUUGUCCUAUAGCAUCAUGACCUGCGGAUCAAUUUGGUUCUCUUUUCUGCUGUACAUUUUCAACUUGAGCAAUAGACUGCAAUUGUCCUAUUUCACGUCUUUUCCAGUCGAUGCGAUUAACUGGUACCAAUAUUCGACUGUUAACUGUUGUUCUCUCUUUUAUUUUUGAGCCCUGUUUUGGUAAGCGAUUCCUCUCUCCGAUAAUUAUCCUUAAACGUACUCUGUCAUACCACGUCGGUUGACCGAUCUUCAGGGCGAAUACUUUUGAUUCCAGUCUUCGUGACUAGACUCACGGGAGUUGAAAACUAUUUUUUCCAGAUUUCUGUUGUUAAGCUGAUAUUGCUCAAAUAUUUCUGUCACUGGAAUAGCUAAAUAACUAAGUUAUAAGAAUUCAACAACCAUUAUUCUAAAAAUUUUAUUUUAAAACACGAAGCAUUUGGCUAGAACUACAGUCAUUGUUAACUACAAACAUGUGGAAAACAGACAGUUGCUGAGGUUCCUUUCCCUUCUAUUCUCUUCUCUUCAAACGUAACAGCUAAUUCUGUGUGCUGUGAACAUUCCGUUCAGCGCUAAAAUCAAGUUCCUUUUGAAAGUGGUUAAGGUUUAAAAGCGAAGAGAGAAAGCACUGGAACUCGUCACUUUUACUUUACUUGAAAUAAAAUAUAUAUAAUUCAAAUACAACUUUUCUAAAGGCGAAUACAUUCGCUCAAACAAAAAGUCUUGUUUGAAUUUACUUUUUCGAAUUACAGUCACAGAAGUGUUUUUUAAAUGCACAUUCAGUAUAUCGAAAUGUUUCUAAUCAGUACUAAACAACAUCAAACGAAAACACUUCUCCAACUUAGCGAGUUUAAAGGCAGAAAAAUGACAGUAACUUAGGAAUAGGCAUAAACUCAUAAAGCGAUGCGAUGGAAAAGCGAUAGGGUGUUGUUCGAUGUCCAACCUAAAUGGAUGUCUUUUCUGUCUAAUCGGUUACACUAACUUCCCACCUGCUAAAUCAGAAUUCCAUAAACCAGCCCCAACAGACGGUUUGGAUUGUCAGGUAUCACUUGGUUUUCAAGUUGCUUUAAGCAUAACAUUGGAAUUUAUUCUAACC
Molecule: messenger RNA, 3879 nt
Organism: Didymodactylos carnosus
Lineage: Eukaryota; Metazoa; Rotifera; Eurotatoria; Philodinida; Philodinidae
Source: the annotation of a GenBank genome assembly